UGCUAUGGAUACGGGGGCGGUGUGUUCUCGGCUAAGUGGAGCUAUGUUGUGAGAAAGCUGCGGGAAGAGGGAGCAGAGAGGGAUUCUCCGGUGUGUGAGGGAGCCGCACAGACCUCCGCUCUAUUCCUAUUGUCAUCUACACGGAGCCCAUCCCCACACAGGUUCUAACCUAAUUUCAAAUCAUGGAGCGAUAUGCCAAUCUUUCUGAUGAGGGAGAAGUGGAUCAUUCUUUUUUUGAUAGUGGUGAUGAAUAUGAAAAAGGGAAAAAAGUUGUGCCCACCUCGGCCACUAGCAAGCAUGGGUACAAACAAGAUAAGGAUUCGAGAUCAGAGGAAGGGGGAGGUGAUGCAGAACAAAGAACACGCAAGAUGGAAAGUGAAGAGGCGUCAAUGGCGUCUGUUGAUAGAAGUUCUCCAGAACUUAAGUGGUCUCCAGAUCCAUUGAGACCCAGAAGUGCGGCAAAGUCAGGCCGAGAUUCUGUGCAGAGCUUAAAAAUAGAAGCAACCAUUCCAACAGGAAUCCCACAGAUCAGACGGGAGUUUGAAGAUAAUUAUUACCCUGAUGAAGAUGACAGCAGCGAAGAUGAAAGCCGCAGUUCCAGGCCCAAAACUGCAAAGCAAACCAGUUUUGGAAAGAAAAAUGUGACAAAGUACAACAGGGAUUUUCCUUCUUCCAUUUCCAGCUCUGAUGCAGAGUUUUCCGAUGCGACUUCCGAUGACCAAACGUCAAAGUCUUAUCAGUCAUUCAAAGACAAAGUGCCAUCAUCUCUGCGCUCCCCUGAACGCAAGGCAUCAAGACCACCUAUCAGAGAUCUAAGAGACUAUGCUGAUGAGUCUGAGGACACCGUCACAGAUGUCACCCCUCUUUCCACACCAGACAUCAGCCCCAUAUCGUCCUUUGACAUAGCAGCCACCAGCGAAGCUCUAAGGAAUAAAGUUACGCGACAAGAGAAUGUGAGCAAGGAGAUAUACGAACCUGAUUUUGAAAACAAGUCUGGCCCGAAGGGAUUCCAGGAAGCGAUGGACCUGAACCAACUUCUCAAAGCGUUUAUGAACCUUGAUAAGAAGGAGCCGAGGAGCCUAUCUGUGGAGCAACCACCAAUCGAAAACAAGAACUACUCUUUCAGCAACGAGGAGGUCAGGCACAUAGACCGAGAGAACCAGAGGUUGCUAAAAGAGCUGUCCAGGCAAGCAUCAAAGUCUAAAAGCAAGAGUCUGACCCCGAAAAAAACAAACAGCGCCCCCUCCCGUCUCUACCAUAGCGCUCUGAACAGACAGAGGGAGCAGCAACGCAUUGAAAGGGAAAAUCUGGCUUUGUUAAAGAGACUAGAGACAGUGAAGCCAACGGUUGGUAUGACCCGUUCCGAGCAACUCAUGGACUAUCAGCGCCAAGCAGGAUAUUUGAGCUCCACAGCAUCAUCUCCAAGGCCUGGAAAGGCAUCUGUAAGCCGACUGAGCACCUCUUCAUCAUCCGCUGGGCUCUCUAGGGUGUCGAGUGCCAGCAGUCGCAGUGGUCGCAUGGGCAGUAAUGGUGCUUUACUCCGGCCCUCGAAAUCCUGCAACGCACGAGCAGCAUGGAUGUGAUGGUGCUUAUGAGCCAAUGUUUCCACAGAUCCCCAGCAUUCUUAUGAAGUCCUCCUGUAAAUUGGUGUAAUUUUUAAAGUGAUGUCACCAGAAAAUAAAGUAACUGGCACCCUGAAAAAAAA
This is a messenger RNA of Rana temporaria (common frog), 1705 nucleotides long. RefSeq names its product cilia and flagella associated protein 97 (gene CFAP97). NCBI's taxonomy places the organism in Eukaryota, Metazoa, Chordata, Amphibia, Anura, Ranidae. The record is from RefSeq and is a predicted model, not a curated record. The coding region runs from base 183 to 1583 and encodes 466 amino acids. Gene Ontology annotation, biological process: spermatogenesis. The transcript has 6 exons.